Messenger RNA from Pocillopora meandrina, 4538 nucleotides. NCBI's taxonomy places the organism in Eukaryota, Metazoa, Cnidaria, Anthozoa, Scleractinia, Pocilloporidae. The record is from the annotation of a GenBank genome assembly.
AUUCACGUACUCUUUCAGGAAUUAGGUAAUUUUUAAUUCAUAAACGGUUCGGAGAUCGUAGUUUGGUUAGGGUGAUCUUUCGUCUAAAAUCUUCAGGGAUUCAAGGUAAAAUAUUCGAUUAUUUUGCGACCGUGUUUUUCAGGUUGAGAGCAGGAAGUUUUGCUCGCCGAAUUCUCUAUCUACUAUUCCUGCAUAGGCGUUGGUCGAUGACAGCUCCUCUCCGACUUUAGUUUUCGAACUUGUCAACAAAACUACACGGUCAGAAACGGAGAGGGGAACGACAUUUAUAACAUAACUAGCAAGUAUCGUCCAAUUCGUUUGAAUAUAACAGUAUUUUCCUGUUCUUUCAAGACGUUAAAGCAAGCCCUGAGGUACAGUCAUUUUAACGAAGGUGAGUGAGUCAUGGAUUAUGUUUGCCCCCACGAGACAUGUGUGAUCGAAGCACUGGUGACUUCACUCAUAAACACAAAAUAUCACUCCUUCAGUUAUUCAAGCUAUAGCUUUUGUAUUUAUGCUUCAAACUUAAAAGAAUAUAUCACUUCGAACUCUCUUCUUGUGAAAUUAAGCGCUGAUAGAAUCAUAAAUACAAUUUUAUUUGGUCCAAUGUCAAUAAAAUUGAGGUGAAGUCACCGGUUCUUGAGCGGGCCAGUUUUCAUGACAGGUCUGAUAGUUUUCACGGUGAAAAUUUUGAAUUCUUGUGUUAAAGUUGAAGCAAUCACAAUCUUGAAACCAUAAGGAGUUAUCAAUCCGUCAUUGUUAAUAUCAAGUACGUAUAAUUCCUGCAAGCACAAGGGAACCCUAACUUUAAUUUGUAUAAAGAGAUUAGCAAUUCAGUUCUCUUUACCUUAAAUUCGGAUAAAAUUCAGGGAAUCAAUCAUGAGAUUCAGGGGCUUCCUCAUUCCGGGAAAAUGCUACUUUCUCAAAAUCAAGUAGAGUAAUCGAAUUAAAGCGCUGGAAGGAAUCUGUGAAAUCUUUUGAAGUUGAUUAUGGUUUGGAGUAAACUAAGAUUGAGUUGAUUGUUUACCCAUUAGGAUAAAGGCCAAAUCAUUCUCUGAAGGCUAGGUUCAGUUAUAUAUUUGAAGUUUCCUCAAAACCAAACUUUUACUUAGGGAAAAAAUUUGACUGCAAGGUUAUAGUUCUCAUUGACACCAUUUUUGCUAAACUAUUAACUUUCCGGAAUUGUUUGACCAAAAUGAAUUCGACAUUUGAAGCAGAGGAAUAACUACUGAUUAGCUCUUGUUUCGCGAAACGUUUUAGUUAUGAUCGUAUCAUUAUUCUAUAAUACUUAGAAACUGAGGAAUUUGUGAUUUAAAGAACAUGUAAGAGUACUUGAGGUGCUUUUCUUGAUUGGUGGAACGCAUUGGUUCGCUUUGACAUUGAAAUCGCCAGUGACCUUGAAGCAUCGGCUUUCUAGAGUUUCACAAUGGGGAAAAACAAAUAAUUUAUAUUCUUGGUGUUCAAAUCGCUUCUCAAUACUCAGUUUGCUUAGGUUGUCCAUUAUUUUUACCCAUAGCGGACCGCUGACCAACUAAUAUGACACGAGCAACGCUACUGUUGUGCUUCACGUUAUUUGUGCUGACGCACGGUAUGUACAAACUGUUAUGUUUUGUUCGAUGACAAGUUAUUCAUGCAUGGCUGGUACGGGUCUUUGUUCCUUAACCGUUGAGCUAUAUUAAAACAAUGCUUUACGAUUCAGCGGCGCCCGAGCCGAGCAAACGCGGCUGUUGCGCUCCAGGCCCCGAAUGUGACAAUCCGUGCCUGGAUCAACAGGAUUCAGCCCCUGAUCCUCAGGAACAGGCUCCACCUAUGGCUGGAUACGCUCCCGCUGCUGAUGGCCAACAGUUCAUGCCUGGACCAGAAGAACAACAGCAGUUCAUGCCAGCACCAGACCAACAAGCUCCACAAAUGGAUCAGCCAAUGGAUCAACAGCAAAAUGACUGCUGCCAGCCUGGACCAGCCUGCUUCAACCCCUGCGCCCCACCACCUCCUCCUCCUCCCAGUUUCCUCGCCCCUCCUCCACCCCCACCUGUAGCGGGUGCCUGUUGUCAGCCAGGUCCCACAUGCGACAAUCCUUGUGCAAUCCCCCCACCCAUGCCAGACAUGGGAAUGGCAGGAUGCUGUGACCCGUCCGUCAUGCCAAUGUGCGCAAACCCCUGUCCACCCCAGCAUCCUCCCAGAACUGCCUACGCACCCUACCCAGGUAAGUAGUCCCGAGUCACAUGUUUUUUGAUACACUACCCACCAGUUAGGUUAACUAUAGAUCAUUUUUCAGAGUGCUUUUCUGUCGCUAGCAAUUUUCUAUUAGAUCGAAAGUACGAUCAGACACAACCUUAGGGGAAAACUAGAGAUGGGUAACAAGAAGUCAGCUGACUUUGUUGAUAUACAAACUGUGUGCUUGUUCCUAAUUAAUGGCUUGAAAAUUUUCCAGGUGAAAUUACAAUGAAACUCAAGCAGCCAUGGAAGUCAGAAUUCACCGAUCACGCUUCUGCUGCUUAUCAGAUCUUAGCGGGAAAUCUUGCCACUGCCGUAAGUUAACAAUCAGAGUCAUUAUAAAUUGAAUAUCCAAGGUUAUCUAAGAUUUCAUUGCUUUUUGUCUUAUUUUGAGUCAUGCCGAGUUAGUGAAGAAAACUCCACCACUUCCUAAACCUUAUCGUAACUUGUCCACGCGCGUUUCUCCUGCUUUAGGUGGUUUUCUUUAACUUUAAGUUCAUUGUGGUUCUUGCGGUAUUUCAGUUCCUGUGUACCUUAUUACUCAUUGUAGGUUCAUUCAAUUGCCGUACGCUCUUUUUUAGAAUGAAGAAUGGUAAUGCUACUACAUUGAUUUUCUCACUUCAUAGAAUACAUCCUCUCAUUUUGCCUUAUUAGAAAGCAGUGACAAAGGAGAUGGGCAGAAUUGCGUUUCUCCAUCUUUGAAUAUUUUGCCUUCUCUUAAUAGCUCUUUUACUUGUGUUUGAAUAAGUGAUUCCCUUAAUGGAAAGUUUACCUGAAAUAUUCUACCUUCUUGCAGAUUAAAACAGCUCUACGCAGAGAAGCCUUUGUCAACAAUAUCUAUUUCAGGUAAUUUUGUCUUUUGUGACUCUCCAAAUUUUUAAUGUUUAGCGUAAGGAUUAGCUUCAACGACUUAGUACCAUAGAGACAUUUUCCUUCAAAUAAUCAAUUCAGCCGUUACCAAACCAAGCCCCUUAUGCUUACCAACUAACUUAAAGAAAAUUUUUGGAAAAAGGCAAAUAUAUUUUCCUUACCGAUUACUACCCACUAUAUAUGCUUUUACUCAUACCCGGAUUUUUUUUUUAUUACCUUAAAAGGGAAGGUUACGUGCCUGGAAACCCUUCAACUCAACCAAUCACAGUUGCGCAUUUUAUGGUGGACGGCGGAUCAGAUGAUGCAUCACUUCUUCAACAACAAGUAACUCCUGACGAGUCUCUUGGAGAUGGACUUAAAGUUUACAAGGACUCAUUCAAUGCGUACUAGAAAACUAACACUGACAAAAAGGUGCAGUUAUGCUCUACCCUCGAUAAGACCGCGAAUGACACUUUUUUUACACUUAUACGUUUUAAUUACUUCAACAGUUUCACUUCCUAGAUCUGAAUAUAAAUUCUCUGCACUAUCUUUUACACAAUUCUUAUAAUUUCAGCAAUAAGAUAAAUAAUUGAUUGAUAUUUAUCUUUCUUCCCGUCGCCACUUUGCUUGAAGAUGUCCUGAUAUCGGUUGAAAGAAAUUACUUUUUGGUCAAUCUUAAGAAAUGGUUAAAGUGACUUUGGAGCGUUUUGUAGUGGUUUUCAGAUAUUCAUUUUGCCCUUUUAUUCGUUGAAGUAGAGCGACAAAAGUGAUGUAGCUAAUCACAGCUAAGGAGCUUCUUGUCAACCAUCAAGGAGAAAAAUCGAAAUUGCCAUCUUUAGGCACAGUUUGCUAUGUUUGGUUCACUGUAAUAUUUGUGAAUCCGCUUUCAAGAUAAAGAAGACUAAAAAAGGAAACAAAUCAUUUAUAUUCUGACGAGAUCAAACAAUAUUUAUACGUCUAAAAGGGUUUACUCCAAGACAGUGAAUUCUAGAGAAUAAUGGUCCAGUUAUUAAAGCUAAAAUCCCAUGGCUCCCUAUGAGGAGUUUAUUUAAGAUAUACAACACUAAGAGCUUUGUAACAUAUAUAUGCGCGUUAAUUUAGCCAAACGAGGCUACCUCUGAAAAUACAACUUGAAUGCAAACGCCUUGUAUUUCCUUUCCUACUUCUACUCUGCCUCCCUCCGCGUCAUGCAAAGGAAAUAAAAGACGUUUACGAGCAAGAUAAUACAUUGAGAUGAUUUUACUCUUGAUAGGGAUUUAAUGAGACAAAUGUAAUGGACAGCGCUACUAUAGAACUGCUAGGGUUCCAUGAUGAAUUGAAUUUAUCAUCAAUUUCAUCAACUAUGUGCGAUUGAUGAUUCCACGGCGCUAUUAUGGUAAAGUUUAAGAUUAUCGAAAGAGCUCCAGAGAGAAGCCUAGUUUAACAUAUUUUUGUACUUAAAAGGAAGCAAAAUCAAAUAAAGUUACUCCAUUUUCCGG